Molecule: messenger RNA, 2795 nt
Organism: Doryrhamphus excisus (bluestripe pipefish)
Lineage: Eukaryota; Metazoa; Chordata; Actinopteri; Syngnathiformes; Syngnathidae
Source: RefSeq, a predicted model, not a curated record
ACGAGUUCAGUUGGGUUGUUUUGUCUGGGACUCCUUCCACCCAACAAAUCCCAAAGAAAGGACUUUUUACCUUUUCUGCCCACGGGGGAAUCAUGGCUCGGGCCCCCGGCUAUCGAUGGCCUCUCCUGGGGCUGCUUCUGCACUUUGUCCUUCUUUGCUCGGCUCAACGGAGCCAAGGACCUCCAGGACCUGCAGGUGUACCAGGAAUUGAUGGCAUUGCUGGGGAAAGAGGAUCAGACGGCCCUGAUGGUCCAGCUGGACCCGAUGGGGAGCCUGGUAAAGCUGGCUCUUCGGGAUUACCGGGGAUACCUGGAAAUGAUGGUUUGACCGGCCCAAUUGGAGUACCCGGGCCUGACGGUCCCCCUGGACAGAAAGGGGAACCUGGAACAAUCGGACCCCGUGGAGCUGCUGGUGUCGGGCCUGAUGGACCCCCUGGGCCCCCGGGGCCGGGAGGACUUCCGGGUGAAGUUGGAAAAACAGGGCCACCUGGGCCGAUGGGUGUGAGAGGACCCCAAGGACCCCGUGGACCGACGGGGCCCAGAGGGGCAGCCGGGAUGCUAGGAAGUGCCGACCUGUGUCCCAAUUCUUGUCCUCCUGGAACAUCUGGACAUCCUGGUCUUCCUGGCAUGAAGGGCCACAAAGGGGUCAAAGGUGAAGCAGGGGAACCUGGCAAGCAAGGGCACAAGGGGGAGGAAGGAGACCAAGGAGGUCCAGGGGAGGUCGGCUCUCAAGGACCAACGGGUGGCCAGGGGAUCCGUGGGGCCACGGGGAUGAUGGGCCCUAAGGGAGACAUGGGGGCUCGUGGUCCUGAUGGAGAUCCAGGUCCUCAGGGUGUUCCCGGGGCAACAGGUGAUCAGGGUCAGCGUGGUGUGAUGGGUGAGCCCGGACCAAAAGGCGAGCAGGGAGCCCAAGGUUCAAGAGGGAUCACAGGUCUUCCAGGUCCCAAGGGAGAUGCUGGCUUACCGGGUGUGGACGGCCGUGAGGGAAUCCCUGGCAUGCCGGGAGCAAAGGGAGACGUUGGAAAACCUGGACUUGCUGGAGAGGUUGGCCUUCAGGGACAUCCUGGUCUGCCUGGUUCUCCUGGACCAAAAGGACAGAGCGGCAUAAAGGGUGAUGCUGGUCAAACAGGCUUCCCUGGAACGAUGGGUUCAGCUGGAAAAAUGGGCGAGCGUGGGGAACAAGGUGAGGUUGGACCAGUUGGACCCAUCGGUGAACCUGGAGAAAUAGGAGAACAAGGCCUUGUGGGUCCACUCGGCAAGGCGGGUGCCAGGGGACCCAAAGGUGACCCCGGUCUUCCUGGUCUUCCAGGCCCUCCAGGCGUUCCUGGAAUUAAAGGAGAGAGGGGUGAGCGUGGAGAAGGAGGCCCCAAGGGAGAGCAGGGUCUGCAAGGUGAUGAAGGCAACCCUGGAGAGAAAGGAGACAAUGGCCAACCUGGAGAAUCUGGAGCAAAGGGCGAGACCGGCAACCCUGGAGAGCCUGGCAGAAGAGGUUCAGAAGGAGGUCGAGGCCAGCCCGGCGUUGAGGGGCCUCCUGGAACACCUGGACCACGAGGCAUGCAGGGGAACCGAGGUCCACCUGGGGUCAGAGGAACACAAGGUCCAGCGGGUAAAGAGCCAAGCGACCAGCACAUCAAGCAGGUGUGCAUGCGAGUCAUGCAAGAACAAUUGGCCCAGUUAGCAGCGAGUUUGAGAAGACCCGAGUCAGGUGUGGUUGGUUUACCUGGCAAACCCGGUCCUCCGGGACCUCCUGGGGCUCCGGGAGACAACGGUUUCCCAGGACAGGCAGGAACAAGAGGACUUCCUGGACUUAAAGGACCACCGGGGCCUAUUGGAGUAAAAGGACCCAAAGGUGAAAUGGGUGACAGAGGCUCCCGGGGGCCGACUGUGCGAGGAGCCAAAGGUCAGCAAGGACCUCCAGGACUUCCUGGUGAAGCGGGCAAACCUGGUUACGGUCAGGACGGUCGUGACGGCCAGAGAGGACCUCCCGGACUUCCUGGACAGCCCGGUGUACCCGGGCCUCCUGGUGCAGCCGGUCCUAACGGUUACUGCGACCCAUCCUCGUGCAACCUGUCGGCGGGCCAGCAGUCUGUGGACGUGAAGGGACCUGCCAGGAACUAAAAGCCACUCUGGAAGCGACAGAGGGACUAUUGGAUCGGAACAUUUUUCAUCUCAGGGGGCUGUGGUUGGCGGCACCGGGCCUCCAUUGACCUUCUAGUCUUGUCUUCAGAAGCUCCACCACGAGGAGUCUGCCUCCAUUAAAAAAAAACAUCAUUUUUUGGUAUUCUUCUUCGACCUGAGACAUGUUUUCAUAUUCCCAGGAAAAUGUUUAUCAGAUGGAAUAUUGAAACAUUCACAAAGCCUCUAAUUUUCAAUAUGUCCAAAUAACCCCCAUCCCAAACAAACGGGAAUUUAGCAUAUGUGCCUUUUUGGAACUAUUUUGUACUUUAUGUGAUUGUACGUCAAACUGCAACUGGACUCACUUCGGACCAUCUUUGCAGUUGGAGAUCAAAAGUCACACUGACUUUAGUGUUUGAGUGUAAAUCUGUAAAAAAUGUUUGACUUGUGGUUAAUUAUAUUUCCUACAAAACAACCUGAUGUGGUUUUUGGCCUCACUGUACGGGAUGACAGCAGUACAGUUGAGGGAAAAGCUCAUUCGUGUAACAAAUAAAAAAAUACACACAACAAUGUGUUUAUUUAUUCUGCAUGAUUAUUACAAAAAACUGUAAAUUGGAGUACAAAGAGUACAUACCGUGUAUAAAUGAAUAAACCCAUACAUGACUUGAAAGCCAUUUAAUU